Molecule: messenger RNA, 351 nt
Organism: Aspergillus chevalieri
Lineage: Eukaryota; Fungi; Ascomycota; Eurotiomycetes; Eurotiales; Aspergillaceae
Exons: 2
Coding region: 1-351 (116 amino acids)
Source: RefSeq, a predicted model, not a curated record
AUGCCUCACCCUCACAACACCCUCGGUAACGAUGAGUGGUUGCUCACGGGCGACAGUCUGUGGAGUGAGAAUGGCGUCUACGAGUUCAGAAUGCAGGAUGACGGCAAGGUUGUCGUGUAUGAGAACGGCAACCCGAGGUGGCAGAACACCAAGCAGCAGCGCUCUGACGUGAAGGGUGUCCAAAUGCAGGCAGAUGGCAACCUGGUCAUCUACACCCAUGAUGGCGAAGCUGUCUGGCACUCUAACACCGCCCCCGGGAAGGAUGUCAUCCUUGUCAUCCAGAAUGAUGGCAACCUCGUUCUUUACAAGGGCAACCCAGUCUGGGCCAGUUCGACCACCCCCUCCGCUUAA